Bacidia gigantensis is the source of this 1407-nucleotide messenger RNA. RefSeq lists its product as uncharacterized. The record is from RefSeq and is a predicted model, not a curated record. Gene Ontology annotation, molecular function: glutamate-5-semialdehyde dehydrogenase (NADP+) activity; NADP binding. NCBI's taxonomy places the organism in Eukaryota, Fungi, Ascomycota, Lecanoromycetes, Lecanorales, Ramalinaceae. The transcript is spliced from 3 exons. The coding region runs from base 1 to 1407 and encodes 468 amino acids.
AUGUCAGUAACAGAUUCGUCUCCUCUUGAGAUAGCCAAAGCAGCAUCGAUAUCAUCCCGAAACCUUGCAAUCACAGACACUUCAUCCCGAAACGAUGCGUUGACGGCAAUACAUGGCGCACUCUCCGAAGCCAGAGAGACAAUCCUGGCAGCCAACGCUGAAGACCUCAAAGCCGCGAACAAAGCAGCUGAGGAUGGCAAGUUGAGCCAGAGCGUCAUCAAACGACUAGAUCUGAGUCGACCGGGCAAGUACGAUGAUAUGUUGAAAGGAAUUUUGGAUGUGAGAAAACUUGAGGAUCCUCUCAAUCAGACCACUUUGAAAACGAUCCUAGACGAUGAACUGGUGCUCGAACGUGUAUCGUGUCCGAUUGGGGUGCUACUCAUCAUCUUCGAGGCACGCCCUGAAGUCAUCGCCAAUAUCUCGGCUCUGGCUAUCAAGUCCGGUAAUUCAGCGAUCUUGAAAGGCGGCAAAGAAACGACUCUCUCCUUCCUCGCCAUCUCCAAAGUCAUAUCAUCCGCCUUGUCAACAACGCAGAUCCCCAAUUCCAGCAUCCAACUCGUCACCACCCACGCCGAUAUCGCCUCUCUCCUCGACUUAGACCAAUACAUCGAUCUUGUCAUUCCUCGAGGCAGCAGUGACCUUGUUCGGUACAUCAAAACACACACCCGCAUCCCUGUCCUAGGUCACGCCGACGGCAUCUGCAAUACGUACGUAACCGCCUCCGCCGACCCAUCGAUGGCCGUCAAGCUCGUCCUGGACGCCAAAUUAGACUACUUGGCUGCCUGUAACGCACUCGACAUACUCUUGAUCGACGAAGCAGCCCUCACCACCGUCCUGCCACCUGUAGCCACAGCCCUGAUAGAGAAGGGCGUCAGCCUCCGCUGCGACGCAAGCAGCAAGACUGCCCUCUCAUCUUCACUGCCAAGGUCUCAAUCCGUUCUUCUCCAAGACGCCGAAGACAAAGAUUUCUCAACCGAGUUUCUGGGCCCUACCAUCGCCAUCAAGACUGUUCCUACCCCAACAGCAUCCAGCGCAGACAACAUCGCCACCGCCGCCUGCACCCUAGCGAUCGCGCACAUUAACGCAAAUUCUUCGCAUCACACCGACGCGAUCAUCACCGCAGUCCCAUCGUCCUCUGACUCCACUGAUGAGAAGAUCGCACGACAAUUCCAGCGCGGCGUGGACUCAGCGUGCGUAUUCUGGAAUACGAGCACGAGGAUGUCGGAUGGGAUGCGCUUUGGAUUCGGCACUGAGGUGGGGAUCUCGACGAAUAAGAUCCAUGCGAGAGGGCCGGUGGGGUUGGAGGGGCUGACGAUCUAUAAGUAUCUGGUUAGUGGGCGGGGACAGGGCGUUGGUGAUUAUGCUGGUGAGGCGGGGAGGAAAUGGAGGCAUGAGAAGGUUGUGUGA